AUAAUAAUAAUAAUAAUAAUAAUAAUAAUAAUAAUAAUAAUAAUAAUGUUGUUAAAUUGUGGUGGACAGUGAGGGCAUUGAACUUGCUAUUAGGGGGAUGGGAUGCACAAGCUGUGGCACUAUGGAACAUAAGUGGAGAACCUUGCAGUGGAUCUGCCAUUAAUGCUACAGAUUUUGAGGACGGAGACAACAAUCCAGCGAUCAAGUGUGAUUGUUCCUACAACAACAAUAAUACUUGCCAUAUCACCCAAUUGAGAGUUUAUGCUUUGCAAAAAAGGGGAACAAUCCCAGAAGUAAUUGUGGCUUUGAAAUAUUUGACUUUGCUGAAAAUUGAUCAAAAUUACUUCACAGGUCCCUUGCCUGCAUAUAUUGGAAAUUUAUCAUCAUUGAAGUCUUUGUCCAUCGCUCAUAAUGCAUUUUCUGGGAGCAUUCCAAAGGAAAUUGGAAAUCUUAAGGAGCUAACCUUACUGUCAAUAGGAGUAAAUAACUUCAGUGGAACACUCCCUCCAGAAAUAGGCAAUCUUGUCAAACUCGAGGAACUUUAUAUUAACAGCUGUGGAUUGGGUGGUGAAAUUCCCUCAACAUUUGCCAAUCUUAAAAGCAUGAGAGUCUUGUUGGCAUCAGACAGUGCGUUCUCAGGCAAGAUACCUGAAUUCAUAGGGAAUUGGACAAAGCUUCAACAAUUGAGAUUUCAGGGGAAUUCUUUUAAAGGUCCCAUACCAUCCAGCUUUUCUAAUUUGACAUCUUUGGAUUCCUUGCGAAUUAGUGAUAUGCACAAUGUGAGUUCAACUCUUGAUUUUAUCAAGAAUUUGAAGAGUUUGUCUGAAUUGUAUCUAAGGAAUGCAUUGAUCAGUGACACUAUUCCAUCUGACAUUGGAGAAUAUACAAGAUUACAAAGGGUGGAUUUAAGUUUCAACAACUUAACGGGCCCAAUUCCAAGUUCUUUGUUCAAUAUGAGUUCUCUUGAAUCCUUGUUUCUUGGAAACAAUAGCCUAUCUGGAAACCUUCCUAAUCAGAAAAGUAAUACUCUUCAGACUAUUGUUUUACCACAACUGAACUGUCUGCAGAGAAAUUUUCCUUGCAAUAGAGAUCUUCCACGCUAUGCAAAUUUCGCAAUCAAGUGUGGUGGUCCAGAGAGGAAAACUGGUGACGGAAUAGUGUUUGAAGCUGAAAACUCAUCUCUAGGUGCAGCAUCCUUCAAUGUGACUAGCAGUGAAAAAUGGGCAGUCAGUAACGUGGGUUUGUUUACUGAUAGAAUUAGUCCAGCUUACGUUGAAAAUACAUUGGCACAAGUGACUAGCACCAAUGCUCCGGAGCUUUAUCAAACUUCAAGGAUAUCUCCAAGUUCACUUAGGUACUAUGGCCUUGGUCUUGAGAAUGGAAAUUACACCAUUAGCUUGUUCUUUGCAGAAACUGCAUUCGACGAUCGAAGCUCACAAACUUGGGAGAGUCUAGGAAGACGCAUUUUCGACAUCUAUAUCCAAGGAAGUCUCCGAUUGAAGGACUUUGACAUAUCAAAGGAAGCAGGGGGGGUUAGGAAGGCACUUGUAAGCAAAUUUAAUGCUACUGUAUCAGAAAACUAUCUUGAAAUUCACCUAUUUUGGGCUGGAAAGGGAACUUGCUGCACCCCUGUACAAGGGUAUUAUGGACCAAUCAUUUCAGCACUCAGUGUUGUUCCAGAUUUUAUGCCUACUGUUAGUGGGAUACCGCCACAUACUCGUAAAGAGAAGGAAAAAACAGGGUUGAUUGUUGGUGUUACUCUCUCUGCUGCAAUUGUAGGCUUUAUUUUGUUAUUUGCGUUUCUUUACUUCAACAGAAAAACGAGGAAAGAUGACGAGGAUGUGUUUGUUGGGAUUGAUUAUAAACCCAACACAUUUAGCUAUGCUGAAUUGAGAACAGCCACAGAAGACUUUAGCCCUUCAAAUAAGUUAGGAGAGGGAGGAUUUGGACCUGUGUACAAGGGUACACUUUUUGAUGGAAGAGAAGUGGCAGUGAAGCAACUUUCAGUAGAAUCAAGCCAAGGAAAUAGUCAAUUUAUAACUGAGAUCGCUACCAUAUCUGCUGUUCAACAUCGCAAUCUUGUCAAAUUAUAUGGAUGUUGCAUUGAAGGAAAUAGACGCCUGUUGGUCUACGAAUAUCUUCAGAACAAAAGCCUUGACAAGGCACUCUUUGCAAAAAAUAGCUUUCAGCUUGAUUGGCCAACCCGCUUCAAUAUAUGCAUUGGAACUGCAAAAGGAUUAGCUUAUCUUCAUGAAGAGUCAAGGCCAAGGAUUGUACAUAGAGAUGUGAAGGCAAGUAAUAUUUUGAUUGAUGCAGAACUCUGCCCCAAAAUAUCUGAUUUUGGACUGGCAAAGCUCUAUGAUGAUAAGAAAACCCAUAUCAGCACUCGAAUUGCAGGCACCAUAGGGUAUUUGGCACCUGAGUAUGCAAUGCGUGGACAUUUGACAGAGAAGGCUGAUGUCUUUAGUUUUGGAGUUGUUGCUUUAGAGAUUCUGAGUGGAAGGCCAAACUCUGAUAAUUGCUUAGCCAAGGAACAAAUUUAUCUUCUUGAAUGGGCAUGGAGUUUGCAUGCAAAUAACCAAAGUUUGGCACUAGUGGAUCCAAACUUAACUGAUUUUGAUGAAAAUGAAGCUCUUAAGGUCAUAGGGGUUGCUCUCUUGUGUACUCAAGGCUCACCAAUGAUGAGACCAACAAUGUCACGUGUUGUAGGCAUGCUUGCUGGAGAUAUCGAAGUGAAUGCUAUAGUAUCAAAGCCAAGCUAUUUGACUGAUUGGGAUUUUAAGGAUAUAACCUCUAGCUUUUCAAAUCAAGAUUCUACUAAAUCCAUUGAAGCUGAAAGUAGCAAAAACAACAAUAAUAAUACAGGGGUUGAUACAAUGGAUACUCCAUUAAAUCUCACUGUGUCUAGCCUCACUGAUCUUAUUGGGGAAGGAAGGUGAUAAUUGGUAUAUAUGCUAUUUCUAAAAUUUACAUCUUCUUGUUGUUGAAUAAAAUUCCUCUCUUCCAUUUCUUGUAUAUAUGUUAUAAUUUUGAGAGUGAAUAACUGAAUAUGAUUUUUGUAUAUGUACUCUAAUAUGGAAAGUUCAUGUUUGCUUCAAUUUAAACUUUUAAGUUAGAAUA
Molecule: messenger RNA, 3120 nt
Organism: Hevea brasiliensis (rubber tree)
Lineage: Eukaryota; Viridiplantae; Streptophyta; Magnoliopsida; Malpighiales; Euphorbiaceae
Product: probable LRR receptor-like serine/threonine-protein kinase At1g56140
Exons: 21
Coding region: 603-2939 (778 amino acids)
Biological process (GO): protein phosphorylation
Molecular function (GO): protein kinase activity; ATP binding; protein binding
Source: RefSeq, a predicted model, not a curated record